This is a messenger RNA of Diatraea saccharalis (sugarcane borer), 1007 nucleotides long. Lineage: Eukaryota; Metazoa; Arthropoda; Insecta; Lepidoptera; Crambidae. The record is from the annotation of a GenBank genome assembly.
AUGACAGAAGAAAGUACUGCUGAGAUUAAUUUAGAACAUUGGAUGGGAAAUUUACCUGCUCAACUGAAGGACAUUCCUUUUAUAUAUUUAGCCAUUCCUGGAAGUCAUGAUUCAAUGACUUUUAGCAUUAAUGGAUCCAGUGGAUUAGCACCUGAUGCAGAGCCCAUACUACAUAGACUGUAUCCUCUGUUCCGAGGUACGAUCAUACGAUGGACUGUAACCCAGGCUCUAAAUACCAUGCAGCAACUGCUAAUAGGCAUUAGAUAUCUAGAUCUAAGAUUGGCCACCAAGCCUGGAACAAAUGCUUUCUAUUUCACACAUGGCUUAUAUGCAGAUGAAAUAACAGAACCUCUGAAUCAAGUCAAAGAGUUUGUUGACACUCACCCAGGAGAGGUAGUGAUAUUGGACUUCCAGCACUUUUAUGGGUUUACUCCAGAGGAUCACCAAAGGUUGAUGAGAUUUCUACUCAAUUUCUUUCGUCAACGAAUUGUGCCUAGACAGAUAGACCUCAGGACUAUUACCCUCAAUACACUCAGUAGAUUAAAGCAACAGAUAGUGGUAGUGUACCGAAACCAAGCGGUAUACGCGACAGGCGAGUUCUGGCAACCGCAAAUGGUGCCGUCGCCGUGGCCGCAGACGGAGCGCGUAUCGACGUUGUUCUCUUUCCUUGAGAACGUAAAGCGGCACCCGGGCAUGGGUUUCGUGCAUCAGGCCGUGCUCACGCCCACACCUAGCUUCAUCGUUUUCAGGUGGAGAUCGAAUCUUCGUGAGAAAUGCGCUGUGCCAGUGAAAAAUGAAGUGCUUCCGAAAUUAAGAGACUUUUCACCGGGACCGCCACUGGCACAAAACUCCCCGAGGGCGCCUGUCAACGUAGUCAUCGCCGACUUCGUCGAUAUGGACAAUGCCGUAUUUCCGAAGACUAUAAUAGAACUCAAUUUUAAAUUACUGCGUAAUACUGACACAGUAUACCACAACGAUGGCUGACAGGAAUAUUAGUACAAAAUUGA